Molecule: messenger RNA, 1164 nt
Organism: Trichomonas vaginalis G3
Lineage: Eukaryota; Parabasalia; Trichomonadida; Trichomonadidae
Product: acetyl-CoA C-acyltransferase family
Exons: 1
Coding region: 1-1164 (387 amino acids)
Biological process (GO): fatty acid beta-oxidation
Molecular function (GO): acetyl-CoA C-acetyltransferase activity
Source: RefSeq, a predicted model, not a curated record
AUGUCUGAAAUCUAUAUUGUCGCAGACGUCCGUACCCCACUUGGUGCAUUUAAUGGAAGUCUCUCCGGAAUAUCAGGUACUGAACUAUGUGCAGCUGCUAUGAAGGCUUGUGCUGAAAAAUCAGGAAUUGCAAUUGAACAAUUUAAUUCAAUAUAUAUAGGUAACGUUGUUUCAGCCGGAAUCGGCCAAAAUCCGGCCAAACAAGCCGCACUUGCUGCUGGUUUUCCUGUUACAACUCCAUGUACAUUAAUUAAUAAAGUUUGCUGCUCAUCGAUGAAAGCAUUGCAAUUAGGCGUAUUGGAAAUAAAAGCAGGUGAUUCUCAAGCAGUUAUGAUUGGUGGCUUUGAAAAUAUGUCUAGAUGUCCUCAUCUAUUACAAAAUUCCAGAAAUGGCUAUAGACUUGGAAAUUUCUCUGCGAUUGAUAGCUUGAUCAAUGAUGGACUUUGGGAUGCUAAGUAUAAUCAAAUGAUGGGACAGCUUGUUGAUGUAUUAAAUGAAAAACAAGGAAUUUCACGUGAAGAUCAAGAUCGUUUUGCCAUUCAAUCAUUCGAUCGUGCCACUAAAGCUUGGGAAGAACAUGCUUUUGAUGAACAAAACGUUCCAAUCAAAACUUCAUCAGGCGAAUAUAAAAUGGAUGAGUCAAUUUUGAAAUUACGCCGUGAGAAAGUUCCUCAACUUAAACCAGCAUUCUCUCCAACAGGAACAAUAACUGCUGCUAAUGCAUCAUCAAUUUCUGAUGGUGCUGCAGCAGUUGCAAUUUGCUCUUCUGAGUUUGCAAAGGAACACAACCUCAAACCAAUAGCGAAAAUCAUUUCCUAUGGUGAAGCUGGUGUAGAUCCAUCAGAAUUUCCACUUGCUCCCCUUGAAGCAGUAAAAAUUGCAUUAUCAAGGGCAAAACUUUCAACAGAUGAUAUUGACCUUUGGGAAUUCAAUGAAGCAUUCGCUUCUGUUCCCUUGAUGCUUAUAAAAGGACUCGGAAUCUCUGAGGAAAAAGUAAAUAUUCUCGGAGGUGCCGUUGCUAUGGGACAUCCGCUUGGAUGCUCAGGAAUUCGUAUUGUUACAACACUUAUCGCCGCUUUAAAGCAUCGUGGCCUCAAGAGAGGCUGCGCCGCGCUUUGCAAUGGCGGUGGUGGAGGAAAUAGCGUCAUUAUUGAGAUGUUAUAA